AUCGAAACCUCGUCGCAGAAGGGCCGGAGUGGCUUAGGCAUGAAGUUGGAUCAACUAGAUACUGCUGCCGCACACUGGGAUGCAAAAGCAGAACAGUUGCAGAUACCGGAGACGGUUGUCUGGCUAACGCAUGUUCCGAAAAUUAACGAGCCGGAACUUAGCAGGGAUCAACUAGACGAAUGGCACAAGGUAGGUCCGCCAAAGAUGACAAUCGACAACGAGGAUAAGUACUGCGACACGGAGAUUUUACAGCAAGUACUUAAGAGUAAGAGCGUUUUUGACAAUCUCGGCAACGAAGAUAUGCGUAAGGCUCGUUACCGGUCUAAUCCGUUCGAGCUAAUUAAGAGCAACAUAUUUAUCAACCGCGCCGCAGUCAAGAUGGCCAACAUGGACGCGAUGUUUGAUUACAUGUUCACACAUCCCACCGAUGAGCAAAACCAACCACUGGUGAAGGAUGAGGCUCGUGAUUUGUUUUAUUUUGCGGACGUGUGCGCUGGCCCGGGUGGUUUCUCGGAAUACGUCCUUUGGCGGAAUAAGUGGCGCGCUAAGGGAUUCGGUUUUACACUAAGAGGUGCUAAUGAUUUCCGGCUGGAUGGAUUUACGGCGGGAGGACCUGAAACGUUCGAUCCGUACUAUGGGCCGAAGGAUAACGGUGAUAUUUUCGAUCCAGAAAACAUCAGUAGUUUCGCCGAUUACGUAAUGAAGCAGACAGAAACAGGUGUCCAUCUGAUGAUGGCAGACGGUGGAUUUUCAGUUGAGGGUCACGAAAACGAGCAGGAAAUCUAUUCGAAGCAACUCUACUUGUGCCAGGUGAUCGUUGCCUUGGCGAUUGUACGCCCUGGAGGCAACUUCGUUGUGAAGCUGUUUGAUAUCUUUACGCCGUUCAGCGUUGGUCUCAUCUACCUAGUGUACCGGUGCUUCCGGCAAAUUUGUAUCUGCAAACCGAACAGUAGUCGCCCAGCCAACUCAGAGCGCUACCUAGUGUGCAAAUCCAAAAAUCCAAACACGGGUACGAUCGAGCGCUAUUUACAGGACAUCAACCGGCAGAUGUUUGAAAAACGAAACGCAAAUAACGAUACAUUAGAACUAGUAAACGAGGCGGUAAUGCGUAAAGAUGAGACGUUCUAUGACUAUAUAUGUGCAAGCAAUAACGAGAUUGGCGGUAAACAAAUCAUUGCCCUGAUGAAAAUAGCGGCCUUCUGCAAAAAUCGCGACCUGAUGGAAAAGCGCCAACUCGAAGUGAAGCAGAAGUGUUUAGACUUAUGGAAGCUAGACGAUGCGAUACGCAAAUCCGCAAACAAGGGUGACCCAGAUCAGUACGUUACGAAGAUAUACAAAAACUGGAAUGCUCUGACAAAGCCCAUGCUUUCGGUUGAAGCGCGAGUACAAACUGACCUACGAGCAUCCUUUUCAUCUGCCCGCGAUUGGUAUUUUGUGCCUAUCGGCAACAAGGAAAGUAAAGACAAGAAUGUUCGCUCAAUUCUGCUCGGUAAGGGUGGUAAGGAAGUGUAUCAGUUCGACGCGAAACAUGGCACCUGGAUACUAAUGAAAGAUGUAGCAAUUGAACUGUCGCCAGCUACGAUCAUCUAUGGGGAGAUUGUGCGCGAGUUGCAGGGUGAAGGAAGGUCUCAGAUCGUCAUCCAUACGUUGCACAUCAUUGACGGGCUCAUGCUGGGUGGAGAAAACAUAGGACAUUUAACACUCAAGCAACGGCUUGAACGUUGUCAUCAAUUUGCCAAGGCACUUAACAAGCCAAUCAAGAAUGCCACAACGACCGCGAGCUCAACAUCGACGUGCGCCAACUCUACUGGGUCGAUGCAGAUUCGAGCAAAAAAGCACUAUCCCCUAUCUGAGAUGGAAUCGUUUUUUGCCUCGCUGGAAAUGCACAAGCUUAAGGAUCUCACAAGCCGUCUCGGUUAUAAUGUGCGCAAUCCGAUCGACCAGGAUCGCUUCUAUAUACCAUAUGGUUUGUUGUUUCUGCGUGAUGUCAAACCACAUUAUUCGAAGCAGUUGUCUAAGCAAUGGAACAUGGAGUACUAUUUUAACUCCAACACAGGUGAAUCGAAGUACCCGGAAAAAUUCAAGAACUUCAUAGAAGAAACACAGGCAACGUUCGACGAAACGUUUGAUAAGCGAAUCUUUUGGGAAUGGAUUCACUUGUACCAGGUUCAGCAGAACGUUGAUGAAAAGUGUGACAAAAUUCCAAAUAUUGUCCACCGCGUUGAUUUCAAGAAAUAUCUUAAAGAGGCAUACCCCUCUUGAGUAACCAGGGGGUUUCUCGCAACAUAAUCAUGAACUAUAAAUAUAUUUUAUAACAAUAUUUGUUUCUCUAAGGGCCAAUCCCAAGACCAGAUCCAUAAUCCAAGACCGAGACUAUCCGAGACCAAGAACCCAGACCCAAUCAAGAGUUCAAGAUCGAA
This is a messenger RNA of Anopheles bellator, 2420 nucleotides long. Its product is annotated as cap-specific mRNA (nucleoside-2'-O-)-methyltransferase 1-like. Gene Ontology annotation, biological process: 7-methylguanosine mRNA capping. The record is from RefSeq and is a predicted model, not a curated record. Gene Ontology annotation, molecular function: methyltransferase cap1 activity. Lineage: Eukaryota; Metazoa; Arthropoda; Insecta; Diptera; Culicidae. The transcript is spliced from 2 exons. Gene Ontology annotation, cellular component: nucleus; cytoplasm. The annotation marks the transcript as partial.